Molecule: messenger RNA, 2168 nt
Organism: Sardina pilchardus (European sardine)
Lineage: Eukaryota; Metazoa; Chordata; Actinopteri; Clupeiformes; Clupeidae
Gene: nudt4a
Product: nudix (nucleoside diphosphate linked moiety X)-type motif 4a
Exons: 5
Coding region: 458-1006 (182 amino acids)
Biological process (GO): diadenosine hexaphosphate catabolic process; diadenosine pentaphosphate catabolic process; adenosine 5'-(hexahydrogen pentaphosphate) catabolic process
Cellular component (GO): nucleus; cytoplasm
Molecular function (GO): diphosphoinositol-polyphosphate diphosphatase activity; endopolyphosphatase activity; bis(5'-adenosyl)-pentaphosphatase activity
Source: RefSeq, a predicted model, not a curated record
GGAGGGACCAGGUUUUGGGAAAACGAUACGCAGCACUAUAUAACCUAGCCUACUUCGCUGCCCAAUGUAUCCAUUAAACGCCCGCCGAUGCGAAAGGAAGAUCCUGUUGCAGCUGAUCGAAAGCGUCUGCGCAGUAGCAGUGAGCAGUCAGCAGCAGUGGUGAGUGUUCGCGCGGGGGACCUCUGUGCUGAGGAUCAUGCUUUCGGACCGCGGCAAGAAGCCACCAUGGUAGGGAAAAGACCACGGAUACAUGUGAACAGCACGACGGACAUCCACGAAAGCCUGCUAUCGAUGUGAAAGUGGUGGAUGGGAGCUUUGCGCUUUGACGGCAUCAGUUGAAGACAAGCAUUCGUUGAAUUUGUAGCCCACCAAAGCACUUGUUCGAGGAAUCCUACGCUGACUCGCUAGUACCCACUUCUCUAUCACAACGGCUGGACACAAAAUUGGAAUAGGCUACAUGAUGAAGUUUAAGCCCAACCAGACUAGGACUUACGAUGGCGAGGGUUUUAAAAAGCGAGCCGCCUGCUUGUGUUUUAAAAACGAACGGGAGGACGAGGUGCUACUUGUGAGCAGUAGUCGACACCCGGACCAGUGGAUAGUUCCAGGAGGAGGAAUGGAACCAGAGGAGGAGCCCUGUGGAGCAGCUGUACGGGAGGUGUAUGAAGAGGCUGGAGUGAGGGGCACCCUGGGAAGACUCCUGGGGGUGUUUGAGCAGAACCAGGACAGCAAACACAGGACGUAUGUUUACGUCCUCACGGUGACCGAGACGCUGGAAGACUGGGAAGACUCAGUCAACAUCGGCCGCAAAAGGAAGUGGUUCAAGAUUGACGAGGCGAUCCGUGUGCUGCAGUGCCACAAGCCUGUCCACGCCGAGUACCUCCGCAAGCUCACGGCUAACUGCAGCCCCUCCAACGGCAACAGCCCGGAGACGGUCACCCAGGACGACAACGCUCCCCACCACGUCACGCCCUCGCAGGACUGCGGCCAGACCCAUGUGCACAGAUAGGACAGCCACGCAGGGUGGCAGGGUGGCGCCAAAACAAACUCUACAACAGGAGCACUCUGCUGUGGACUGAACAAAGAGACUUUUUACUUUUUACCUGCAUGAUGGGCUUCUUCGUUUACUAUUUUAAACUUUUUUUUUGUUGAGACUUCAAGAAACCAAAGGAAAGACUAACUAAUAGAGUUUAAGAAUGCCUUCAUUGGGCCUCUGCGGCCACUUUCAGAUUGUAGUAGCCUACUUACAGAUUUUUUACUAUUCUCUCCAGCCAAACAAAGUCAAGAUGUUGAGGAUAUGAUCUAUGUGAGAUAUGCAGACAGGGCUACACUGCUUUGGUACCUUUUUAAUGAAACUGAAUCGGCAGUGCUGCAGUAUGGACAUCAUACAAGCUGUAUUUAUAUUAUUUUGGCCACUUUCUACAGUGACUUCUUUUCUUGGUUUCAUGACUGGAAAUGGUAGACCAGUCCACCAUUGUAGGGUUUUAGUGGAUUGCAUUACAGUGGAAUGGAAGUUUAGGGAAAAUGGCAAAGUUUUGGUGGUUGAAAACGUUAGCUGUUUGGAAUGCCUUUGUUUGUCAGUGAAUACUGUGUUGGAGUGUGAGUAAAGUAAAGUGUUAAAUUUUGCCAUGUAAGUUACAUUUGGUCUGACAGUCUGUAAUGCAUGUGAAAAAUAAAAUGACAGUAGUUUUUUAUAUAUAUAUUUUACCUCAUAAAGUAUUUCAAAGCUGCUGUAGGCCUAAACAUCGUUGGCAUUAUGUGUUACCAGACCUUGCCAACGUAUGUACCCCCUCCCUUCGUUAUAUGCACAGUCAACUUUGUAUUCACUGUCAAUGCUAGCUUGUUUAUGCACUCCAAAAAAAGUAUCGCCUGUAGCUUUAACAAACAUAGCAGUGACAUGUCUUGAAGAUUCUCACAUCGGGAGGGGCAAAUCAGUAAUAUUUUCCCCUUGACCGGAAAAAGUCUCUACUGGGCGGUUAAGGUAGUUAAAUGGCCUUGGAAUACACAAGCAGCAUCAUGUUAUACCAGGAAAAAGCCUUGAAGGGGGAACUCCAUAUCCUCUGAAACUCUUACCUUCAGGAUUUCAUCCCAUAAGAUAUGGCCAAUCCACAAAAAGGUGAAGAUUGUAGUUGGUGGCUUUAAAGCUAAGAGAUGUCCAUUUUCUACUUACA